Bufo bufo (common toad) is the source of this 1743-nucleotide messenger RNA. RefSeq lists its product as uncharacterized. Gene Ontology annotation, cellular component: precatalytic spliceosome. Bases 179 to 1603 code for a protein of 474 amino acids. Lineage: Eukaryota; Metazoa; Chordata; Amphibia; Anura; Bufonidae. The transcript has 17 exons. Gene Ontology annotation, molecular function: double-stranded RNA binding; single-stranded RNA binding. The record is from RefSeq and is a predicted model, not a curated record.
AUUUAGAGUCAUGUGACCCAGUGACGUCACAAAGUACGUUUUAUGCGUGGAGUUUAGUUGCUACCAAUGUGAUUUUCGGCUGCGGGACGAACGAUAAUGCAAGCAGCGAAGGUCCCAUAGGGUAACUCGCCUCUGUUCCGUGCAUUGGUCAUCUUUUUGAUAGGAUCAUAAAAUAAGGAUGGAGAAAUCUUUAUCAAGUCAAAAUGAACCUGAAACACCUUUUUUUUGCCAUUUGUGCAGUGUUUCUUGUGCUUCAGCUCUCAAUCUUCAGAGUCACUUUUUGGGCAUCAAGCACAGGAGGGCAGAAGAGGCUCUCAGAGAUGAUAAACCAGACAAGGAGGAGCCUAUUGACAUAAAGCCCGAAGCAACAUUACAAGAGCAACUUGAUGCAUGCAAAAAUUCUGAACCUGCUUUAGGUCUUGAGUACAUUUAUCAGUACCAAAAACGUGGCUAUAACACAUAUGAGUGCAAACUGUGUGAAUGUCGGUCGGGACUCACACACAUGUUCAUGCAUAUUGUUGGCGCUAAGCACAGAAUUUAUUAUUUGAGUAAACAUCAUCCUUCACUUGGUAUUUCUGGUCCAUACAUAAUGAAAGGCCCAAAAAAGCUUAAGAAGUUAAGAGAAAUCUGCCUUACAGUUGAAAAGGAAUUUGGAAGGAAAAACAUAAAUGUUAUUGAAGGAAAAGAAAAUCCCUGGUCUUUCAAUACUGAUAUUACUGGUGCGUCAAGUGUAUAUUACACUCCAGACAGCGAACUUGAAAAGAUGGACUUCACUUCAGAUGAUUUUUUUGACACAGAUGUCAAACCUGCAGCUUCUGAACAUGUUGUAACGUUUCUAGAAUUAAAAGCAUCAUACGAAUCAGAUCAGAAGUCAUCAGAAUCUAGCAGCAACAGUAUUGCACAUAAGGCAGAAGAAUCAGAGUUUUCUGCUCUACAGGAAUUAAAAAAUGAUGAGAAAGAUGCACAGGAGAUGGUAAAAGAUGGCGAAAGUAGAAAGGAUGCCCAUGAGAAAGAAGAGCACAUAACGGAGCUGUGUGAGUCUGACCAAGAUUUUAUAAAUAAUAAGGAUCUAUUAGAUUUCUUGGAACAUUUUAGAAUUCUGCAAGAUGAAGAUGCCAAAUUUGUCAACACUGUUGUCGAAAUGUUGUCAAUCGCGUUAAUGCGACACAAGAGAGUCUCUAAAGAAAAUGAAGAGCAGAAAUUGCCUGUUUCCAAAUAUGAUGCCGUGUCUGAACAAGUAAAAUUGAAGCAGCAGGAUCCAGCGUCAUGUGUUGUGCCACCCAAUGCAAAUCAAGCACUUCAAAACUCAGUCUCCUCAGCUCCCCAGGUAAACAGAGAUGCUUGUUUUUCACAGACCAGUUUUUCCCACUCUCACACUUCAUCUCCUUCAAGAGCUGCACCACCACUCUUCCCUAUAGCAAAGGAUGAUAUUGUGAAUAAAUUCUUUGAAAGUAUCAAGAAUAUGGAAGUUGCUGAAGUAAUAUCAACAUUGACCACAAUAACUACUACAAAUCCUGCUUUCAAAGGCAUCCAUGUCCCAAGUCUUAUACGCUACUUAACAGAGAUGGGGAAACUGAAGUCAGAAGAAGCAUGCAACAGCUAAAUAAAUGAAAGGGAGCUGUGGGGCUUAUAUAUAUAUAUUUUUUUUUUAUUGCUUGUAUAAUUUUCAUUCUACAUUUAUUUGUUCAGUUUGAAAUGAUUAAAAUAAACCUGUUUUGUAAGUGUAAAUAUACAUGUUUAUAU